This is a messenger RNA of Monascus purpureus, 525 nucleotides long. NCBI's taxonomy places the organism in Eukaryota, Fungi, Ascomycota, Eurotiomycetes, Eurotiales, Aspergillaceae. The record is from the annotation of a GenBank genome assembly.
AUGCCACCUCAGCCCACCUCAAGCUCGACAGGCGGAGCUACCCCAGUAAACAUCAACACCCUCCCGAUCCCCCACCUCCGAACCCUCCAGAGCCGUCUAACGACCGAACUCGAACACCUAACCUCCUCCCACGCAAAGCUACGGGCAGCGCAGACAAAAUUCCGGGAUUGCAUCCGUUCGAUCAAUGAAGGGGUGGUCGGGUCCGGGGGGAAGGGGGCUCAAGAUGGGAAGGGGAACGAGAUCCUCGUGCCAUUGACGAGUUCAUUGUACGUCAAGGGACAGCUUGUGGAUAGGGAGAAGGUGUUAGUUGAUGUUGGGACUGGGUUUUAUGUUGAGAAGACAGCGGCCAAGGCCAUCGAAUUCUACGAUGACAAGGUUAAGGGUCUAGAUUCUAACUUGCUGGAUUUGGAGAAGAUUGUGCAAGGUAAAAGCACGCAGUUGAGGGCUGUAGAAGAAGUUUUGAGGCAAAAGGUCCUCAGCGGAGAAGCUAUGGCUGCCCCUGCUGCGGCUGCCGGAGCUGGAUAG